Messenger RNA from Linum tenue, 1427 nucleotides. NCBI's taxonomy places the organism in Eukaryota, Viridiplantae, Streptophyta, Magnoliopsida, Malpighiales, Linaceae. The record is from the annotation of a GenBank genome assembly.
AUGAGGAGCACCCUUUUGCCGGUCCUCGACCGGAACGAGGUGGUGGACCUACAGGACGUGUUCAAGAGGUUCAUGUUUGACAACAUGUGCCUGUUGGUUGUGGGAUUCGAUCCCCAAUACCUCCCCGUGGGGUCCGAGGGCGGCAGGCUCCCUGACAAUGCAUGUGGCGAGGCGUUCGACGAGCUGGAGGAGGUGGCGGUCUACCGAUUCAUAGUUCCGAUGUGCGUGUGGAGGCUUCAACACCGACUCAAGAUCGGAAUGGAGUGGAAGUGCAUUCAAGCUUGGCGCACCGUAGAUAACUUCUUGUAUGGUAGCAUCAAGAGGAAGAAGCAAGAAUUAGCGUCGAAACACUCCUUUGGCAAUGAUGUGACUAAAAGAAACAAGUUGGAUUUGUUGACACAAAUCCUGGUCAUGAAAGAUGAGGGUGGCGGUGGUAACAAACCAAUCAUUGAUAAAACAUCGGACAAGUUUCUGAGGGACACUACAUUAACGUUAGUCGCAGCCGGGAGAGACACCAUUACUGUCGGCCUAACUUGGUUGAUAUGGUGUGUGGCGAACCACCCCGUUAUUGAGAAAAGGAUUCUCGAAGAGCUGAGGCAAGUGAUGGCGGCGCGGCAGUCAAGUGAUAUUGAUGGAGAUGAAAGAAGCGGAUUUUUGAGAAACGAUGAGUUGAAAAAACUUGUGUAUCUUCAUGCAACCAUUUAUGAGACACUGAGGUUGUACCCACCGGUGCCAUUGGAGCACAAGUGCGCCGUGGAGGAAGAUGUCCUUCCAAGCGGGCACACGGUACGUAAAGAAGAGAGGAUAAUAUUCUCCAUAUACGCCAUGGCUAGGAUGGAGGAGAUAUGGGGAGAGGAUUGCAUGGAGUUCAAACCAGAGAGGUGGAUUUCCGAGAAAGGGACGAUACUACAUGUCACAUCGUACAAGUUCAUGACCUUCUUGGCUGGGGCAAGGACCUGUUUGGGAAAGAAUAUGGCAAUCACGCAAGUCAAGUCUCUGGCAAGUGCUCUCCUUUGGAACUACAAAUUUGAACUUAUAGAUGAUGGGUCCUCCGGUAAGCCGACAGUUAGCAUGGUGUUGUUCAUGAAAGAUGGGCUGAAGACUAGAGUCUCUGAGAGAGACCAUUGAGAAUAAUAUUGUUCAUGUUGCUUUCUUAAUGUAUGUUCGUUGUGGUGGUCUACUCGAAGUGCUUCAUCUAUUUGUCACUAUAUCUAGGGUUUGCAUUAAUGAGUCGUGUGAGGUCUACUUCUUUUGAUUAUUUGUGUUGUCCAUGUGUUUCAUCCAACUACAUUGGAUGAACUAGCUAUAUAUGUUCCCUAUUGAUGGUAUGUAUGUUCUUCUUGCGAGCAAUGUAGUAAAAAACGAAUUUCUAAGUAUAAACAUUUUGGUGAUUUAGAAGCGUAAAAUUAUAAGUUUUUAAGUUUUAA